AUGGCAUUUCUGCCUCAGCAUGCUGUAAAUGGCAGCGUCGGAAGUCCCAUUCAACGGAGGAACAAAGGCUCGCCCUACGCUGCGACGCCGAGUGACCAUCCAGAAACCCCCCAUCUGCGAUACGCGAAACCAGGAAGAGCCGCUCAAGCAUGCAGGAAAUGUCGACGUCUGAAGAUGCGCUGUGUCAUGUCUGCCGACAGCUCGACAUGCCGCCGCUGCGAAAGACUCGGACAAGUAUGCGAAUUCCGUCAAGACGAUCAAGCGAAGACAACAGGCACCGGCCACCGUCGUGAUCGAGCUCUGUCCUCUCCUCGCCUCGACGAUCACAAUGGAAACUAUGCAAAUCAAGCUUCUGCAGUCGGCACAGACAAUUUUGGCGCUUUCAAUCCGGCUACAAGUUUCCCUUCCAAUAUAACGUUUUCUCUCGCAACGAGUGACAAUCAACUCAAUGCCGCUUGUGGUCACCAUACUCUUUUGCACGAAGAGCGGAUCAUAUCAGACGCAGGCGAUCUGCCAUCCAUUUAUUCGACAUCUCCAGUCUCCGCAGUCGUUGGGAAUAAUGACUCCUAUAGUCACAGCAACUCGAUGAACGAAGCAAUGAUUCAGACACCAAGCAUGGGGGGUGACCUUACUGAGUCGGAUGCAAGGGUUAAUGCCCGAUCGAAGACGAAGGCACAGUUACCCUUGUCCAGGCGUGAUAUCAGGGAAUUCAUUCACAUAUUUCGUGAACGGAUUGUGCACUUCAUCCCAGUCUUCUGCAAGGAGGAUUUUGAUGCAGAAACCCUCCUCGACAAGCAUCCGAAUUUAGCCUACUGCAUCUGUUAUGUAACCUCCUUCUUCCUUGCUGGUGGCACUUCCACAGCAAACGCGCUUCGGGGCCUGGUCUCGGAGUUUGUUCUUGAGAAGUGCACCAACCCCAUUGGCACUUCAGCUGAAAAUCUUCAAGAUUUCUGUGCUUUGCUAAUACUCUAUGCGUACGCCCGACCUCCGCCAGCUAACACAGCCACCUGUCACCCAAUGCCCACUUCAGUGCUCAAGGCGUUGGUCGAGGGACAUGCUAUCAAUAUUGGCAUUCAUCGAUCCGUCGAAGGCGUGAAGGCAGACUUGAUAUCUGGUAGAAAAGACAUCAAUAAGACAAUAGAGUAUAAAAAGUACAUCUAUUGGCUCUGGCUGUAUACGAUGGCUCACCACACUGCCAUUCUAAACAGCAGUCCUCCGAGCAUUCGAGGCGAUGCUUCCAUCCGUAUCGCCACAAGCCUCCUGGCCGGAAUUGACAAAUCUUCUCGGACAAGCAGGAUUCUUGGGGAGGUCGAAUUGUGUUUACUGUGGGAGAAGGCGAGCACGCUAGACUGUCGCCUAAGUGAAUGGUGGUGUGCUCCUGAAAGCCUCGAAAGCCUGGAUUGUUCCCCCUCUGCCGCACUGGAAGUUGCAGAGAUGGAAAUUCAAGCCUGGUGCAAUAAAUGGAACGCAUUCAUAGCCCGAGGAGGAUUCGGACUCGGACUCGACUUCCACUUUCGAUAUGCGAGAUUCUGCAUCAUCAGUUAUACCCUUCGGUUUGUCCAAGGAUCAGCUGGUAAUCUCAGCGGCAGCGAAAGAGAAUCUGUCAAGCAGUGCGUGCAAUAUGCUCUUGACAUCAUAGAAUGGGCAUUGCAUCUUUCCCCGGUCAGCAAGGACGCCUUGAGAUAUAUGAGUGAUUUUGGUUUCGUCAUGAUCGCGUUCGUGGCAUUGUUUGUGGUACAGGUGCAUCAACAUGUCAAGCCCGUAUACUCCGAACUGAAGGAUGUCUUGGAUCGAGUUGAGGCACUGUCAGAAUUGAUGGCUGAUCUCGCAUUCAGUCCCAACCACUGCACUGCCCUGCUUGCGCGUUCUCUGAGACGGCGUGCGUUGCAAAUACGCCAACAUGAGCUCGGAGAGUCUCAAGGUGGAAACGUUCAGGGUGGUGCUCACGAGCCUGACCUCAACUCCGGUCCGCAGGUGGAGGAGGCAGAAACCGUUCCGGUUAUCCACGUUAGUCGGGUCGAGGAAGCUCUAGUCUCGGACGGUUUUCUGAGCGAUCCAUCUCAAUGGGACCCAACAGCGUGGUUGACGGAAUUCCUCAACGACACAACAGAAUGGAACGUUCCAUAG
Fonsecaea erecta is the source of this 2127-nucleotide messenger RNA. RefSeq lists its product as hypothetical. The transcript is spliced from 6 exons. NCBI's taxonomy places the organism in Eukaryota, Fungi, Ascomycota, Eurotiomycetes, Chaetothyriales, Herpotrichiellaceae. Bases 1 to 2127 code for a protein of 708 amino acids. Gene Ontology annotation, cellular component: nucleus. The record is from RefSeq and is a predicted model, not a curated record. Gene Ontology annotation, biological process: regulation of DNA-templated transcription. Gene Ontology annotation, molecular function: DNA-binding transcription factor activity, RNA polymerase II-specific; transcription cis-regulatory region binding; zinc ion binding.